Molecule: messenger RNA, 3585 nt
Organism: Symbiodinium natans
Lineage: Eukaryota; Dinophyceae; Suessiales; Symbiodiniaceae
Source: the annotation of a GenBank genome assembly
AUGAGUGCGUCCCGCACAUACCUGUCGGCGAGGAACUCGUCGAUACCCACCCGGGAGUUGCAUCACAUGUGUUGGAUCAUCGCAAGUCUGCGCCAGAAGCCCAACACUGAGAUUGACAAGUUGUCGCAAAUCCUCGGGGAGGUCGUGCUGCCUUUCCUGGCCACGCCUGUGCCGGCUUUCCCUUCCCGCUCUGCUGCCGCUGCAGGAUGUGACCACACUUGCCCUGUGAAGGCGAGCGGUGAGCUUAUGUGCUUUGGGCUGAACGACGAAGACCAGUGCGACGUGCCGACAGACCUGGGGCCCGUGGUGGCUGUUGCUGCAGGAGGAGGUCACACCUGCGCCGUGAAGGCGAGCGGGGAGCUGGUGUGCUUUGGGAGAAACAACGAGGGCCAGUGCGAUGUGCCGGCAGACCUAGGGCUCGUGGUGGCCGUUUCUGCUGGAGCAUAUCACACCUGCGCAGUGAAGGUCAGCGGGGAGCUGGUGUGCUUUGGGUGGAACCUUUACGCCCAGUGCGAUGUGCCGGCAGAACUGGGGCCCGUGGUGGCCGUUGCUGCAGGAGACUAUCACACCUGCGCCGUGAAGGCGAGCGGGGAGCUGGUGUGCUUUGGACUCAACGAGUGCGGUGAGUGCGACGUGCCGGCUGGCUUCGGGCCCGUGGAGGCUGUCGCUGCAGGAGCAUUUCGCACCUGCGCCGUGAAGGCGAGCGGGGAGCUGGUGUGCUUUGGAGAGAACUGGUACGGUGAGUGCGACGUGCCGGCAGACCUGGGGCCCGUGGUGGCGGUUGCUGCAGGAGAAUAUCACACCUGCGCCGUGAAGGUCAGCGGGGAGCUGGUGUGCUUUGGGAACAACGACAAUGGCCAGUGCGAUGUGCAGGCAGACCUUGGGGCCGUGGUGGCCGUUGCUGCAGGAGACUAUCACACCUGCGCCGUGAAGGCGAACGGGGAGCUGGUGUGCUUUGGGAGGAACUGGCACGGCCAGUGCGAUGUGCCAGCAAACCUGGGGUUCUUGCUUGCUGGCUCUGCAAAGGCCUCUCCAUUUGGUGACGGCGACGGCCCCGCAAGGCCCGCGGACGCUCGCGUCGACGAGGACGUUCGGGGCGCGGAGGCUGCCGCACAGAGCCCUCCAGAGGCGGCCGCCAUCGUCGCGGAGAAGGAGGCCUCCUUCAUCGGGCACAACGAGUCGGCCCGCUGGGUGGACACAGAGGCUGCAGAGCCCGACGUCCCCCGCAACGACCUCUUUCGGAGCUUGGUUCUGCUGGAGUUCACGCGUUGCCCGCCCGAGCUCAACGAGGUGCUGCAGCACUCGGCCGCGCUGCGGCCGACCCGAGUGGCGCUCGCCCGAGAGGGCUUCCACUGGCGCUUGCCCAAUGGAGCCAAGGUCUUCAUGGACCCACGCCUCUUCCGGCUACUCUGCAGCCACCGCACAGUGGAUCUCAGGGCUUACCACGUCUUGGUUCAGGAGGACCUGGAAGGAUCUGUGAUGGCAGCCGCGCAGCAGCUGCAGCCCAAGCUGCGUGCGCGCCUCCGCUCUUCGACCACCGUCGGCCUGGCAGAUGCCGACGGUGACGAGAUCGCGCUGGUCCGGCGCACCUUCCUCCACCUCCCGUCGACGCGGCUCCUGCAUCCCAACUCGGUAGUGCAGUCCACCACGGAGGCAGGCGUUCGGCGUCUGAAGAAGGUUCCUACGCCCUACCUUGACAAAAACACCUUUGUCAACGUGAGGCUAUCCAUUGUGGCGCGAAUCCCCGGCGAGUUUCCGCCCACGGCGACUAGCGGGGUUGCCUACGAGAUUUUAGAGCCGCAAGAUCCAUUCUGGGCGGAGGAGCAGUUUGCAGUCUGCUUACUGCGCCGGCGGCAGCAUCAAUGGGACGCCAAGAACUUGUGGGUCCCACCCCGGGAGUUGCAUCACAUGUGCUGGAUCAUCGCGGAUCUGCGCAGGACGGCCAGCACCGAGAUCGACAAGCUGACGCAAACGCUGGGGGAGGUCGUGCUGCCUUUCCUGGCCACGCCUGUGCCGGCUUACCUGUCCCGCUCUGCUGUCGAUGCAGGAGAGAGCCACACUUGCGCCGUAAAGGCGAGCGGGGAGCUGGUGUGCUUUGGAGGCAACGAGUACGGCGAGCGCGACGUCCCAGCAGACCUGGGGCCCGUGGUGGCUGUUGCUGCAGGAACAUAUCACACGUGCGCUGUGAAGGCGAGCGGGGAGCUGGUGUGCUUUGGGAGGAACCAGUCCGGCCAGUGUGAUGUGCCGGCAGACCUGGGGCCCGUGGUGGCCGUUGCUGCAGGAGGAGGUCAUCACACGUGCGCUGUGAAGGCGAGCGGGGAGCUGGUGUGCUUUGGGAGGAACGAGUACGGCCAGUGUGACGUGCCGGCAGACCUGGGGCCCGUGGUGGCCGUUGCUGCAGGACGGAGUCACACCUGCGCUGUGAAGCCGAGCGGGGACCUGGUGUGCUUCGGGUGGAACUACCACGGCGAGUGCGACGUGCCGGCAGACCUGGGGCCCGUGGUGGCCGUUGCUGCAGGAGUUGCUCACACCUGCGCCGUGAAGGCGAGCGGGGAGCUGGUGUGCUUUGGGUGGAACGAGUACGGCCAGUGCGACGUGCCGGCAGACCUGGGGCCUGUGGUGGCUGUUGCUGCAGGAACAUAUCACACGUGCGCUGUGAAGGCGAGCGGGGAGCUGGUGUGCUUUGGGAGGAACGAGUACGGCCAGUGUGACGUGCCGGCAGACCUGGGGCCCCUGGUGGCUGUUGCUGCAGGACCAUUUCACACCUGCGCCGUGAAGGAGAACGGGGAGCUGGUUUGCGUUGGCCUUAACAAAUAUGGCCAGUGCGAUGUGCCGGAAAACUUGGGUCCCUUGCUCGCUGGCUCUGCAAGGACCUUUCCAUCUGAUGCCGACAAUGGCCCUGCAAGGUUUGUGCACUCUCCGGUCGUGCAGGAUGUUCAGCACGAGGAGGCCGCCGCGGAGAUCCCUCCGGACGAGGCGGCCGCCAUCGUCGCGGAGCAGCAGGCCUCCUUCAUCGAACACAACAUCGAGUCUGCCGGCUGGGUGGACAACAUCGAGUCGGCCCGCUGGGUGGACACAGACACAGAGGCCGCAGAGCCCGACGUCCCCCGCAACGAUCUGUUUCGGAGCUUGGUUUUGCUGGAGUUCACGCGUUGCCCACCCGAGCUCAACGAGGUGCUGCAGCACUCGGCCGCGCUGCGGCCGACCCGAAUGGCGCUCGCCCGAGAGGGCUUCCACUGGCGCCUGCCCAACGGAGCCAAGGUCUUCAUGGACCCGCGCCUCUUCCGGCUGCUCCGCAGCUACCGCAUGGUGGAUCUUCGGGCCCACCACGUCUUGGCUGCGGAGGACUUGGAAGGAUUUGUGCUGGAUGCCGUGCAGCAGCUUCGGUCGAGGCUGCGCGUGCGCCUCCGCUCUUCGACCACCGUGGCCCUGGCAGACGGUGACGAGAUCGCGCUGGUCCGGCGCACGUUCCUCCACCUCCCGUCGACGCAGCUCCUGCGUCCCAACUCGGUGGUGCAGUCCACCACGGAGGCGCGCCCGAACCACGGCGCGAAUCCUCGGCGAGUCUUCGCCCACCACGACUAG